This is a messenger RNA of Drosophila ficusphila, 1917 nucleotides long. RefSeq names its product acetyl-CoA acetyltransferase, cytosolic (gene Acat2). The coding region runs from base 110 to 1288 and encodes 392 amino acids. The transcript has 6 exons. The record is from RefSeq and is a predicted model, not a curated record. Gene Ontology annotation, molecular function: acetyl-CoA C-acetyltransferase activity. NCBI's taxonomy places the organism in Eukaryota, Metazoa, Arthropoda, Insecta, Diptera, Drosophilidae. Gene Ontology annotation, biological process: fatty acid beta-oxidation.
UAGGCAGUAUUACCUGGUCACACUGCCGCUUGCCAAUAACAAUUUCGAAAAUUUAUUUGAUGACCAUUAGCCAAGAACACUGCACCACCUGCAAAUCACAUAUUUUAGAAUGUCUGACGUGUUUAUUGUGUCUGCCGCCCGCACCCCUAUUGGUAGCUUUAAUGGAACGCUUUCUAAACUGAAGGCUUCGGAUUUGGGCAGCGUAGUGGUCCAGGAGGUGCUCCGUCGGGCAAAUGUGGACGGCCAACAGGUCAACGAGGUGAUCUUGGGCCAGGCACUCACCGCCGGUCAGGGUCAGAAUCCCGCUCGCCAGGCUUCUCUUAAGGCGGGUCUGCCAAUCCAGGUGCCGGCGUACAACAUUAAUAUGCUUUGCGGUUCUGGCUUAAAAACCGUAGCAUUGGGCUACCAGGCCAUUCGCUCUGGAGAUGCACAGAUUGUGGUGGCAGGCGGGCAGGAAAACAUGUCCCUAGCUCCACACGUCAUGCACCUCAGACAGGGAGUCAAAAUGGGUCCCGGAACUCUGGUGGACUCUAUGAUCCACGAUGGCCUUACCGAUGCCAUGGAAAAUAUUCACAUGGGCAUCACCGCCGAGAAUCUGGCUGAAAAGUACCAAAUAAGUCGCGAGGCCCAGGAUACCUAUGCAGUACAGUCACAAAAUCGGGCCGAGGAAGCCCAGAAAAAUGGCUAUUUCGACAAGGAAAUAGUCCCUGUGGAGAUCAAGGAUCGCAAGGGCACCCAGAUCUUUAGCAAGGAUGAGUACAUAAAAGCGGGCAGCACCGUCGAAGGCAUACAAAAGCUAAGGGCAGCGUUUAAAGAGGGCGGCUCUAUAACCGCUGGUAACGCUUCAGGUGUCAACGAUUCCGCCGCUGCUGUGCUGCUUAUGUCUGGCGAGGAGGUGGCUAAAAAAGGCCUAAAACCGCUCGCCAAGAUUGUGGGCUGGACGCAGAGUGGCAUUGAACCCAAGGUGAUGGGUCUCGGCCCUGUCACUGCAGUAGAAGCAUUGUUAACCAAAAUCGGCUGGAAGCGGGAGGAAGUAGAUCUCUACGAGCUCAAUGAAGCUUUCGCCGCCCAAUCCCUGGCUGUUCUUCAGGAACUUAAACUGGAUGCCAGCAAAGUGAAUAUUAAUGGCGGUGCCAUUGCCCUGGGGCACCCAAUUGGAGCCUCAGGCGCCCGUGUCCUGGUCACGUUGCUAUAUGCGCUGGAGCGCACCGGUGGAAGUCGAGGAAUUGCUUCUCUUUGCAUCGGUGGCGGCAUGGGAAUCGCUUUGGCCGUGGAGCGUUCUAUCUGAUCCACUAAGUAAUUUAAGCUGUUUAUUUCCUUAUACGGUUUUCCUCUUAAGUGCAAAGUUGCCUAUUUAUGUAUUCCGCCUUCUAAGCACGUAUUACUCCCAAGUACUUAUAGUCAGAAAUCAUGUCACAAGCUCAGUCACAACGUCUACCCAAUUAAAACUAAUUUAAAAAGAUCUGUGUUUAAGGUGAAUUAUAAUUGAAAUUGUCACUACUUUGUGGACCAAUAAACCGCAAUUGGCUGGUUUAUUUCAGGAAAAUUCAGUUUAUCCGCCAAUUGCGUCAAACCUGAUUGAGAAAAUAUUUAUAGUACAUUUGUUAUGAUGAUGCACAACCAACUUUAUUUGCUUUUAGUUUCUUUUUGAACUUAUUCAUGUUUGUACACUGUGAAUUAAAUUAGCAUUUAACUGCAAGUCGGCGUACACAACGUGUCAGUCCUUAAAAUAACAAGGCAGGUAAACAAAAGCCUGGCAUCAUUAUAAUAUAUUUAGUUUUGAAUAAUUAGUAACUUAAAAUGCUCUAAACCUAAAAAAUAAAUGUUGCUAACGUAUGUAAAAUUGUAUAAUCAGUUUUGUUAAAACAUUUUUACAAAGUGAAUAGUAUAUUGGUUGGCCAGUGUAUUCAAUCGUAA